UAGAUAUGUAUGAUUUAAAUGCUAUUCAUAAAUUCCUUUUAUAGUGCUAGAUAUAUUUAGAAAUAUUCAAACAUUAAGAUAGGUUGAAUAUUUUAUUUAGCAAUUAAGUUUCAUAAAACUUCAUAAAAUUAUUCAUAAAAUAUUCAUAAAACUUUAUAAAAUGAAUAAAAUAUGAAUAAAACGUAAGUAGUUUUGUGGUUUGACAUAAGAAAACAUGAACCUGGGACAAAUGCUCAUAUCUAGAACGGUUUUUAAUGAUCUUCGGACGACCACACUAGGAGCACUAAUCUCAGUGAUUGUCUAUUAUGUUAAUAACGAAAUUACUUUUAGGUAGAGCCCAAUACCUAAUGUCUAAAGUGAAUAUAAUUUUUUUAUAAUUAGGGAGUAGCCACAGCAUCUUUAAUUAUAUAAAAUUAUAUAUUAAUUAAAAUUCACCUUAAUGGACAAAACUUGUAAUUAAUUAUUUGGAUAUAAUAAUUUUACCCCACAGGGAUUUUAUUAUAUUUUUAUAAUUAAUUAGGAUAAUAUAUUAAGUUAAAUUCUCUUAAUUUACCCCACAGGGAGUUAUGAGGAUUUGAAUUAAUAGUGUUAUCACAAAUUUUAAUUAAAGAUAGAUUUCAUUCCUCCAUUAUUUCUAAAUUAAAUACUUCAUUAAAUCUAUCAUAAAGUUCAUCUAAUUUUAUUAGAUUUAAAAUUUAGCCCACAGGCAAUUUUAGAUUUAAUAAAAUUUUCAUCUUCAUCAUGUUUCUACAUUGGUAAAACAUGAAUUCAUUAAAGCCUCAAUUCUUUUAAACAUCUAAAUUUUUGUAAUCCUAUUCUUGCAGCUAUUUCAUCCACCUCUAAAUAUGCUGAAAUCACUAGUGAAAUCCCUGAGCUUAGGAGUGACAACUUCAAAAUCUGGAAGGAACGAGUUCUUCUCCACCUAGCUUGCACUGACAUGGAUUAUGCAAUAAGGAAAGAUGAACCAGCUGCUAUCACUGAUACUAGCACUGCUACUGAGAUUGCACUGCGUGAAAAGUGGGAGCAAUCUAAUCGUCUCUGCAUCAUGUUCAUUAUGUCCAGAAUUCCUAUGGGAAUGCGUGGAUCGGUGGAGCCACCUGAGAAGGUGAAAGACUUUAUCAAAGUUAUGGAUGAGCAGUUUGACACUUCAGAUAAAUCUUUAUUCAUCAACCUCAUCCAAGAGUUCUCGUCCACAAAACUCACCGGUGUUAAAGGAGUUCGAGAACAUAUUUCUAAAAUGAGGGACAUCACUGCUCAUUUGAAGAAACUCGACGUUAUCAUUCCUGAUACCUUCCUGGUUCAUUACAUCCUUCACAAUCUUCCUCCACAGUAUGGGCCUUUCAAAAUUUCCUACAACACACAUAAAGAAAAAUGGACUAUCAAUGAAUUGAUGACCAUGUGUGUUCAAGAGGAAGCCAGGCUCCUACAGGAGCAAGGAGAAAGUGUUCACCUGACCACUCAACCUAAGAAACGAAAGCCAUUCAAGAAGAACAAAGGGAAAAAGGCCAUGGCUCCCAAGGCUGCCAUAAAGAAAGAUUCCAUCAAAUGUUUCUUUUGUAAACAAAAGGGACAUGCUAAAAGGGAGUGCAGCCAGUUCAAGAAAUGGAUGGAUGACAAAGGAUAUUCAAAAUCUAAGGAAGCCAGUAGCAAGUGAGCAAAGCAUCUUAUCUGGAAACAAGAUGGGCUCACAUGUGGAAGCUAUU
Messenger RNA from Cannabis sativa, 1703 nucleotides. RefSeq lists its product as uncharacterized. Gene Ontology annotation, molecular function: nucleic acid binding; zinc ion binding. Bases 938 to 1654 code for a protein of 238 amino acids. NCBI's taxonomy places the organism in Eukaryota, Viridiplantae, Streptophyta, Magnoliopsida, Rosales, Cannabaceae. The transcript is spliced from 2 exons. The record is from RefSeq and is a predicted model, not a curated record.